Molecule: messenger RNA, 1716 nt
Organism: Spathaspora passalidarum NRRL Y-27907
Lineage: Eukaryota; Fungi; Ascomycota; Pichiomycetes; Serinales; Debaryomycetaceae
Exons: 1
Coding region: 1-1677 (558 amino acids)
Biological process (GO): transmembrane transport
Cellular component (GO): membrane
Molecular function (GO): transmembrane transporter activity
Source: RefSeq, a predicted model, not a curated record
AUGGAUGCCAUUAGAUCGAGAAAUUCAGAGCACCUAAAUGUUAUAACUUCGAUCAGAUCGAAAACAGAGGAUCAUUUGCACCAUAUUGCUUCGAUAAGAUCAGAAAUUCGUGAAAUUGAUCCAUCACAAGCUCAUAAUGAUGUUGAAUUAUUAGCCCAAAUCGGAUACAAACAAGAACUAAGACGUCAUUAUAGUACUUUACAAGUGUUUGGUAUUGCAUAUUCAAUCAUGGGGUUGCUACCAAGUAUUUCAUCCACCAUUGCAACUGGCCUUGAGUCUGGUCCUGCUGGAUUAGUUUGGGGAUGGUUUGUGGCAAGUAUUUUUAUUUUAUCUACUGGUACAUCCAUGUCAUUCUUAGGAAGCGCUAUUCCCACCAGUGGGGGAUUGUAUUACUAUACUAAUUACUAUGCCCCUCACUGGAUCCGGGUUCCCUUGAGUUUCUUGAUUGGCUGUUCUAACACGUUGGGGUUAAUUGGAGGAUUGUGCAGUAUAAGUUAUGGAUUUGCUGUCGAAGUCUUAUCAGCUGUGUUUAUCCAAACAGAUGGGGAUUUUGAAAUUACCAAUGCUAAAUGUUAUGGUCUUUUUGCAGCAUGUAUUAUUUCCAAUGUUAUUAUUUCUUGUUUAACCACAAAAUAUGCUGCCCAUUGGCAAACGAUUUCCAUUAUUGUUAAUACCUUCCUUAUAAUUUUGUUUAUGAUUGCUGUUCCUGCCGGAAAGAAACACGAUUUCAAUUCUGCUUCAUAUAUAUUCACUAAUUUUGAAAAUGCUAGAACAACUUAUAGUACAGCAUGGUCUUUUUUCAUGGGGUUUAUGCCAGCUAUUUGGACAAUUGGAGCAUUUGAUUCAGCUAUUCACUGUAGUGAAGAGGCUAAGAAUGCGCAAAGAGCAAUUCCCGUGGGGAUUGUCGGCUCUAUCAGUGCUUGUUGGAUUUUAGGUUGGCUCAUUUGUAUCGUCUGCGCAGCUUGUAUUAAGGAUGGAGAUACAGCUAGAGUACUUCUGUCGGAAACCGGGAACCCUAUGGCCCAGAUAAUCUACGACGCUUUGGGAAAGAAAUGGGCAGUAGCAUUCAUGGCUAUGAUCGCUGUUGGUCAAUACAUGAUGUCAGUUUCUAUAUUGAUUGCUUUAUCUCGUCAAAUCUGGUCAUUUGCAAGAGACAAUGGGUUGCCAAUAGUUUAUAACUUUAUUAAAGUUAUUAAUCCAAAGAUUCAAGUGCCAGUUAGAGCAACCAUAUUUGCCGGAUGUUUAUCACUUGUAUUGGGCUUAUUAGUAUUGAUCAACGGUACUGCUGGUGCAAAUGCCUUGUUCUCCUUAGCUGUUGCUUGUAACUUGUUAGCUUGGGGCACUCCUGUUUUUUUGGUAUUAUUACCCUUGGGAAGGAAGAGGUUUGUUUCUGGUCCAUUCUAUUUCGGUAAGAUUAUUAGUAGAAUCAUUAACUGCGUUACACUGUGUUGGGUUGUAUUUGUGAUUGUGUUGGCAAUGUUCCCUGAUUCUCGUGAUGUUGACAAGGAUUCAAUGAACUACACUGUGGUUAUAAAUUGUGGAAUGUGGAUUUUAUCAUUGAUUUACUUUUAUGUUUGGGGUUAUAGAACCUAUACUGGUCCAGUAUCUAAUCUUGAUGAUGAGUACUCCGAAGGAUCAAUUCAACACUUAGAUGAGGUGUUGAAAGAAAAGGCUUAGUUAUGACAUUUACGUUUUGUAUCUAUAUCAUCUUAUCAA